GGCGCAGUGGUCCCCCGCCGGCUUGCGCGCGCAGCUACUGCAGGACCAGCUUCUGGAAGCUCAUUGCGGUAGCGCUGGUCCUGGCUGCUGGUCCUGAUGCAGUGCCUGUUGGUGGACUGUACUGAUAUCCAAUUAGAGUCUAAGGGGACCGAGUUCCUGCUGGUGAUACAGACUGCAGGCGGUAACACCCGCGAACAAGAUGACGGCCAUCUCCUCCGAGCCUCAUGCUCUGGCUUCAGAUCAACAAAACAAGGACCUGAGAAUGGAUACACCUGGGGAGGAAGACGCUAUCCUGGGAGGAAACACUCCCGACCCGGAGUCUCUCAGGCAGAGGUUCCGAUGGUUUUGUUACUCAGAAGAGGCUGGACCCAGAAAAGCCCUGAAUCGGCUCUGGGAGCUCUGCCUUCAGUGGCUGAGGCCAGACAUCCACACAAAAGAACAGAUUUUAGAGCUUUUGGUGUUUGAGCAAUUCCUGUCCAUUUUGCCCGGGGAGAUCAGGAUUUGGGUAAAAUCACAACGUCCUGAGAAUAGUGAGAAAGUGGUGACCUUAAUAGAGGAUUUGACCCAAACGCUUGAAGGAAAGGAAGUUUCUCAAGAUUCUGUUAUUUCCCAAGAGGAGAACCCUGAAGAAGAUACAACGAUUUCUGUCCUUCCAAAUACUGAGUCCAGGGAACCCAUGACAUUCAAGGAUAUAGCUGUGAAUUUUUCCAGAGGAGAGUGGAGGAAGCUGGAACCUUUUCAAAAGGAGAUAUAUAAGGAAGUGCUACUGGAGACCUGUAGGCACCUAGAAUUUCUGGGCUUUCCAGUUACCAAAUUAGAUGUGAUUUCCCAGCUACCGUGGGUUGAACCAGGGCUUCUGGAAAAAGAAGUCUCAGAAGGCCCCAUACCAGAGUGUGAACCUAGAGGUGAAUUGAAGGAAUCUGUUCAAAAUCAAGAUGUUCUUAUGGACGAAUCAACUUUAGAAAAAACAGUAGAUAUGUACUUAAUGUGUGGUGAUUAUGUUUACCUUGGUGGAAAACCCUCUAUGUGCUAUGAUUGUGGGAAAGCUUUCAGUAAGACUGUAUCCUUCUCACCCCGUCGUAGAGCUCAUAGUGGAGAGAAACCCUUCAAAUGUGAUGAUUGUGGAAAAGGUUUCACACUAACUGCUCACCUCAUUAAACAUCAGCGAAUUCAUACUGGAGAAAAACCCUAUAAAUGUAAAGAAUGUGGGAGACCCUUUAGUGACAAUUCAUCUCUUAUUCAGCAUCAGCGAAUUCAUACUGGAGAAAAACCCUAUACAUGUAACGACUGUGGCAAAUCCUUUAGUCAUAGCUCAUCCCUUUCUAAGCAUCAGAGAAUUCAUACUGGAGAGAAACCCUAUAAAUGUACUGAAUGUGGAAAAGCCUUUAGACAGAAUUCUUGCCUUACCCGACAUCAGAGAAUUCAUACUGGAGAAAAACCAUACCUGUGUAACGAUUGUGGAAUGACUUUCAGCCAUUUUACAUCUGUAAUUUAUCAUCAGCGACUUCAUUCAGGAGAAAAACCCUACAAAUGUAGUCAGUGUGAGAAAGCCUUCCCUACCCAUUCUCUCCUUAGUCGUCAUCAGCGAAUUCAUACUGGUGUGAAACCUUAUAAAUGUAAAGAAUGUGGAAAGUCCUUCAGUCAGAGCUCAUCUCUUAAUGAACAUUAUCGAACUCAUACUGGAGAGAAACCCUAUGAAUGUGACUAUUGUGGAGCAACCUUUAGUAGAAGCUCAAUCCUUGUAGAGCACCUAAAAAUUCAUACUGGAAGGAAAGAAUAUGAAUGUAAGGAAUGUAAGAAGACAUUCAAAAGUAAUUCAGGCCUCAUCCGACAUCGGGGAUUUCACUCUGGAGAGUAAUUCUUGAACUAUAGCAAGGUGGGAGGAAAGUUAAUCAAAACUGUUCCUUAUUAGAAACCUGGAUAUAAAUUGCCACCACAUUGAUUAGUAGCUGCAACUUUGAUGGGUUGGCAGCUAGGAAAGACUUUCCCCCAUUCAUCCUUCUUUGUAAGAAUGUUAACUUUUUGGGAGAUAGUAGUUAGGGCUGGAAAAGUCAUGUGGAAAGUGAAAAUAGUAUGAGAUGUGAAAUUAUUGUAAAAGGUCAAAUAUGAAUUUAAAUAGCAGGGGAGGGGGUACCCAGAACCUACCUUUUUAACCAUUUCAGAAGAUUUCCCUCUCUUCUACUUUCCCCCUCCACUCCCAUGUAGUGUAAUAGAAAACUUGGUUGGAGUCAGAUAGCCUGGGUUCUGUCCCAGUUUCCAACCAAUCUACUAUAUAACCUUUCUGAAUUUGUUUUUGAACUGAUAGAAUGAAGGGUUGGGACUAAUAAUUUCUAAGUUGGGGUUGUUGUUUUUUGUACCUCAUAUUUUCUGAAGCUGUAGACAUAAGUAAAAAUUAUUUAUUUAUUUAUUUUGUUAAUCCUCACCCGAGGAUAUUUUUCCAUUGAUUUUUAGGGAGAG
Molecule: messenger RNA, 2457 nt
Organism: Myotis davidii
Lineage: Eukaryota; Metazoa; Chordata; Mammalia; Chiroptera; Vespertilionidae
Gene: ZNF483
Product: zinc finger protein 483
Exons: 7
Coding region: 200-1858 (552 amino acids)
Biological process (GO): regulation of DNA-templated transcription
Source: RefSeq, a predicted model, not a curated record